Folsomia candida is the source of this 3027-nucleotide messenger RNA. RefSeq lists its product as uncharacterized. The coding region runs from base 1563 to 2963 and encodes 466 amino acids. The record is from RefSeq and is a predicted model, not a curated record. The transcript is spliced from 7 exons. Lineage: Eukaryota; Metazoa; Arthropoda; Collembola; Entomobryomorpha; Isotomidae.
UUCUGGAAAGUUCAGCUCAUUGUUAUUAUUUUUAGUUAAAUUCAACUUUAAACCUUGGAACACAUUGUUAUUGUUUGAGCCAUCUCCUACGAUGGGAUUCCAAACUAAUAUUUUCAAACUGAUGGGUUCUGACGCAUCGUCGCCAUCAUAAAUGGGUACAUUAAUUUGUUUGGCUAAAACAGGUUAGAAAACCUUCUGAUACUUGCGGUAUAGUUUUCGAGUUUCACUACAUUAUUCACCCAUCAAGUGUACAAUACUUAAGUGAACGAGGUCAACAUAAUUUGAGCAGUUGUACAUGUAAUGGGUAAAAAAAGUUUAGUUUAAAAAUAGAAACACACCGUUCCUAGACUUUCUUUCAAAGUUUGUAAUUCCUCCAAUUUUUCACUCCGAGACUGUAAGGAACGUGAUGAAAGAUUCAGGAGGAGGAGGGGUCGACUACACUUUGGGACUGAUUGUCAUGAUGAACAAUGGAGAGAGUUCAUCAUUGGCAGUUUCACCUACACAAUGCAGCCACGAAAGAAUGGGCCAACUAAGCAUCACAAUGCAACACAUAGAAAAAGAAACUCCAACCAUCAGCCACCACAAUUCGAGACAAACACUUACGCAUCAUUCUCUCUUUCUCGCUCCAGCCAGCUCAGCCUACUUUCCUCUGGGUGAAAGUUUGCUCUUGGAAUAUCAGCAGGUAGGACGGAUGACUGGCUAAGAGGUUGGAAGUGCCAAUGUACCAAGAGUGCGCUGGACUUGGAGAAUUGUUGAACUUGGGGAGAGAGAAAAUAAAGCACUGUGGAAUCUGCGGCAGGAUACGUAGCUCGAAACUCUUGGGCUGGUGGGGGUUUUCGUGGUGUUGGUGCGAGGAGUACACCAUUCUGUUGAUGGUGGUCCAAGGAAGUGUGAGCAGCAUUGAGUCAAAGUGAAAUUGAAUUUCUUUCGUGUAUCUAUUUGGAAAUGUUUUGUACACUUUCAGUCCGUCACUCACUCUCAGUUUGCAAAAAUAAAGUGCACAUGGAUGGAAACGUUGGGCCCGAGUUUCUUCACUGUUGCUGCUCUUAAAUUCAAUGUGUUUUCAGCAUCCGACAAACCGAUGCUACAAACUUCCAACCUCAAAGGAUACGAGGGCACGGCAAGAAUGCUGGUGGUCUAAAUUGUAGCAUUCUAGAAAUUGGAGAAAAUUUUUAUCCCCGCUAUGCCCUCAGCCCUCACCAGCAAUGGAGGGCAAUACCCAAUGUGAAUCAAUCUCCAUUGUGGAUGUGAAUUGACUAGCAGAUCCGUUCACUUGUCUCCAAUGUCGUCCGAAGAUUGCGAAUAAAAAUUUAUUGUAGACAGUGUAAGUAAACAUAUCGGCAAGUGCAAUACAACUAUCAUAAAAAAUAUCCACUUUUGAAGCACGGACACCAAUGACAAAAUUUAAGCUUGACAUCUGAAAUUCUGAAUGACUUGUAUGCACCAAAAGUACGUUAAGUAGUGCUUCCAAGACUGAAAAGUAUCUUAGUUAACUGGCCCUAAGUCUGCCCUAGGUCUCUUUCUCUCUCUCUUUGAAGAAGCUGUAUAAGUUCUUAGUGGAAAUGGACAAUAAGAAAGGGGGUGAUGGUGGUGGGAAGCCAGACCAUGAUAAUCUGAAUGGAGGUGUUGUGGUCGGAGGCAAGUGGUAUCCAACCAUGUAUGACUAUUUAGUGGAGUCUACUGCUCAACGUUCUUCAUCUGUCCCUGCCACAUCCCGCACGGUUUCUGUGCCACAUUCUCGCUCCACCGCGACCGCGACCGCUACAGCACCCUCUUCCGUCGAGGAGCCGGAAUUUGAAAGAUAUGAUCCUGAGCGUGCAAUAAACGACUCUUAUGAAGAGUAUGUGAGAGAGGAACGGGAUGCAGCUGCCCCUCCCAAGAAAAAACCUAAAAGGGUCGCCCCACCGGCACUCUCGGCGCCAUCAUCUUCUGUAUCCUCCUCUCCGGCUCUUCCUCGACGACGUCCAACUUCUGCGCCCCAAACUCACUCGGUGACCGCGACCACCCCACCUUUGGCUCUUCUACCCCCAAGUGUCAGCGCCCCCACCAACGCUAGAGACGCCGAAAUAUACUCUCUCGACCCAGAUCAGCACGCACGGAGGGUGGAGUUCCGUGAUUGGCUUGAGAGGACAACAAAGGGUUCAUUUGAGGAACACCACCCCCGAUUUCUGCAAUACUGCGACGAGGUGGAGUAUCAUCCAACUAGAGACGUCUUUUGGCUUCCAAAUAUUGGAUUCGCAAUGAAACAAGCUAAUGGGCGAAACUCUUAUUGCAAGUCCGACUUCCCUAACCAAUGGCGAAAAAAUAUCUCCGACGCCACCGUAGCUUUCCAACAAACUCCUCGACGCAAAGAAGAGGUAGCUGCAGCGAAGGCCAAGAAAAGAGACGAAACCCCCCACACUCAUGUUUUCUAUAUAGAUGUCUCCUCUCCAAAUGUUGGACCUCUCACAGUUGCCAACUUGUGUGAUCCAAAUUUUGGAAUGUUGAUCUACCCUGGCCAAUGGGAUGCCAAAAAUAAUUCAGGAUACGUGACAAGCAGAUUAGGUCACAUGACCAACCCACGAUCAAAAGUCUUCCAACUGACUGCCGACUCCAAUAACCACACCCACGAGGUUUUGGCAGUCCGUUGCCAUUCUUUGGCCUCUCGUCACAAGGGUGAAGCUUAUAUUUUGGCAUACGGGAAAGAAUGGAAUCGUCUCCAUCUAGGUCAGGAGAGGUUUAUUUGGACACGCCCAGAGACUGAAAUUGGUGAGGAUGGUAUCGAGGAGGAGGAAGCUCGGGAGAAGGCACGAGACGGAAUUUGGAUUUUCCAAGCUUUGGAUGAGGAGGAUGAACCACACCCACUGGAAGGAGCACGAUUCGUUGACCUCGCAGACAUCCCGUAUGGAAUCAAGCAAAGUUACAUUAAGAAGAAAGUCAUUCCAAGUCUUGGACAGGGAUACAACACUUGGAAAGAGCAAUAGAUGUGACAAAUUUCUGGUCAUUAGUUUUUUUCAUGUUUUCAUGUUUUCACUUUUCCAUAAAUAA